CACGUCGCCAUGUCACGAUACAUCGUGUGCAUAUUUAUCGUUACGAUUCUUGUUCAUAUUAAAGGGCAAUCGAAGGUGACGGGAAAAGAUAUAAAGUGCGAAAAGAACGAAGAAAUGAACGUGUGUGGAAAAUUGUGCGAGGCAACUUGCAACAACCCAAACUCGGAUUUCGAACUUUGCCCUCCGAUCCCAUGCAACUCGGAAAUCACGAGAGAUUGUCGAUGCACGUACGGUACUGUGAGAAACGAAAAGACCAAGGCUUGCAUACCGCUCUCAAAAUGUCCCAACAUUCUUUAGAAAUCGAGUCGAUAACGUCAA
Messenger RNA from Apis laboriosa (Himalayan honeybee), 318 nucleotides. Its product is annotated as cysteine-rich venom protein 1-like. The record is from RefSeq and is a predicted model, not a curated record. NCBI's taxonomy places the organism in Eukaryota, Metazoa, Arthropoda, Insecta, Hymenoptera, Apidae. The transcript is spliced from 3 exons. Bases 10 to 297 code for a protein of 95 amino acids.